Anopheles stephensi (Asian malaria mosquito) is the source of this 665-nucleotide messenger RNA. It is a transcript of the gene Dh31, whose product is annotated as diuretic hormone class 2. The record is from RefSeq and is a predicted model, not a curated record. Gene Ontology annotation, molecular function: diuretic hormone activity; G protein-coupled receptor binding. The transcript has 6 exons. Gene Ontology annotation, biological process: body fluid secretion. Lineage: Eukaryota; Metazoa; Arthropoda; Insecta; Diptera; Culicidae. Bases 79 to 429 code for a protein of 116 amino acids.
GGAAACCGACCUGUUGCAGGGUGCCGUCACUUGUUGAAGUGCAACGAACGCAGUCCGCGCGGAGCAGAACCACCCAACAUGCAGUUACGCAAAAUGAACGAAAUGUCGUGGGCUUCGGCCAUCGCGCUGACCAUUCUGCUGCUGAUUUUCACCUCUACAAUCGACACAACAUCCGCCCUCAGUUACCGAGGCUACAAACAGGAGAUGAAGGAACAGCCCGAUGAUGUACUGAUUGAUCUAAUUGCACGAUACGGACACACGAUGCUACGGGCCAAAGAUGAGCUAGAAAACUCCAAACGAACGGUAGACUUCGGACUAUCGCGUGGAUACUCAGGCGCACAGGAAGCGAAACACCGAAUGGCGAUGGCGGUCGCCAACUUUGCCGGUGGCCCCGGGAGGAAACGAAGGUUCGAGGGAAUCAUGCUGUAAAUUUCGAACACACUGAUGCGAGCCAACCUAUUUCUGUCAUGUUAUCAUGAAUGAAGAAGUGCAAUACGAUACGGGAGUGUAACGGACAAAAAAAACUGACGAAAGAAAAAUGAGCCUCACAACACAAUCAAUUCGAGCAAUACGACCGCUUUUUGUCUUCUGUCUAUUGUUGAACGUAGUGUUUAAAUAAAUUAAUGCCAGUUUUGAUAGAAAUGUAUCAAUGACGAUGUAAAGCA